AUUGCAGCUUCAGAAGUUUGCUAUGCGGUUCUCGACAUGUUCUGAUGCAGAAUCAUUCCUUGGUUUUGUGAAGGAGAUGGUGGAUGAUGCUCCUCAUGAAUGUGAAAUUUCAUCUCAUUCUGAAAUACUUUCCCCGGCUGGCCUUUAUACUAGUGUUGAAGAGCCUAUGCCAAUGAAUGAUGGGGGAAUUCCAGCUUCUGAUGACAACAAAGAGCCGGAGUUAUCACAACAUUCAAUGCUCUUUAGCAGUGCUCCAUCGAUUUCUUCUGAGCUUCCACACAGCUUUACGGAGCUUCUAAACAAUUGCUUGAGCGACAAUACUGAAAAAGUUAUCGAUCAAACAGUUCAUAUAGGUGAACCUGAUCUUGGAUCUCAUGCUAAGGAGUACCUGGUGAAUCCUUUACGACAAGCUGCACCUGAGCAGCUUGGAUCAAUGGAAGAAGGUGACAUCAUGGCCAACAUUGAGUGCAUGUCAGAUGCUACUUUUCAUGAUAUGCUCUCCAUGCUGGAGAAGACUAUCUAUGAGUUGGGUGGUAACUUAGCACUGGAGGUGACUGGCCCCUCUUUUGAUGAAAGGCGUGUUAAUUCUCCAGGCUCUUAGUUCCGAAGGUCAAAAAAUUGCAGUUUUGAUGCUUGGCAAGCACAACAGGUUGUAAUUAUGCAGUCAAUCUGCUAUUACAGAAGCAAUUUGUUUGUUAUUCCCUUAGAACUCUGAAAAAGAGGAAAUAGCAGUUAGCACAUCCCUACCAAUGUGACAGUCGUUGAGCUUCUCUUUAUGGGAUUUUAGAUGUGAAGAGGGGAUAGACUUUAGUUUUUUUCCUGAGAAAAAAGUGAAUGGGCAUGAAGGCAUUGAUUGUUAAUUGGCAUAGAAAAUGACAUUUCAACAACUCUCUCUUUUGUCCAUGGCUAGAAAUGAUAAGAUAAUUCAAAGACGUUUCUUAUGUCAGUGAAAGGAUAUAGCAAGAUAUCACUUGUGGCAUUAAUAGGAAUACAAGG
Molecule: messenger RNA, 996 nt
Organism: Zingiber officinale
Lineage: Eukaryota; Viridiplantae; Streptophyta; Magnoliopsida; Zingiberales; Zingiberaceae
Product: protein POOR HOMOLOGOUS SYNAPSIS 1-like
Exons: 8
Coding region: 23-601 (192 amino acids)
Source: RefSeq, a predicted model, not a curated record